GCAAAUAAUUUUUUUUUUUUUUUUACUUGUGCUCCAAGGACACGCCCUCUACGUCCACUCCCCUGAUCGACCCUCUCUUCCUGUUGCGCACCACCACCAUCUGAUACGUUGUGGAGAUGAGCUACCCAGGUUAUCCUCCUCAGUCAUCCGGCUACCCGUCACAAGCGGGUGGCUACCAAUCACAAGGUGGUGGAUACCCCCCACAAGGUGGUGGAUACCCACCACAGGCCGGGGGCUACCUACCACAAGGGGGUGGCUAUCCACCACAAGGAGGUGGCUACCCACCACAGGCAGGUGGCGGCUACUCACCGCAGGCAGGUGGUUACCCUCCCAUGGGGGGUGGCUACCCACCAGCAGCAGGGGGCUACCCUCCCCAGGGUGGUGUCUACCCUGCCCCAGCUGGAGGUUUCCCAUCUCAGGCCGGAGGAUAUCAACAACCUCAGCCAGGUGGAGGCUUUCCGUCCAUGCCUCCAGGAGGUGGCGGCUGGGGGGCGGCACCACAGGGCUAUGGCGCACCAGGUGGCGCUCCACAGGGAUACCCAGGAGGGGCAGCACCAGGUCAGCAACCUGCGCCCAACUACCCCAGCGGAGGGGGAUAUGGAAGCGGAGUUCCAACUAAUCCUCAGGCACCCGCCAUCCCUACGGGCUACAGAGGCUCUAUUAAGGACUUCCCUGGGGCUGAUCCCCUGAGGGAUGUGGAAGUUCUUCGGAAGGCAAUGAAGGGUUUCGGCACAGAUGAAAAUGCCAUCAUUGAGCUUUUGGGAAGUCGCAGCAACAAGCAAAGAGUUCCCAUGGUGGCAGCCUACAAAACAACUUAUGGCAAGGAUUUGCUCCACGAUCUGAAGUCUGAGCUGACUGGAAAUUUUGAACAUCUUGUUCUUUCCAUGAUGAAGAGUCCGGCGCACUUCGACGCGUCCGAACUUAGGGAGGCAAUAAAGGGUGCUGGGACAGACGAAGCUUGCCUGAUUGAGAUCCUCUCGUCUCGCUCCAACGCGGAGAUUCGUGAAAUUGUGAAGAUUUACAAAGCAGAGUACGGGAAAACUCUGGAGGACGCCAUCAACAGUGACACCUCCGGUCACUUCCGAAGACUCUUGGUUUCCCUCUGCCAGGGCAACCGCGACGAGAGGGAAAAUGUGGACAUAUCGCUUGCCAAACAGGACGCUCAGAAACUGUACGCCGCGGGGGAGAACAAAGUGGGCACAGACGAGAGUCAGUUCAACGCCAUCUUGUGCGCCCGUAGCAAGCCUCACCUGCGGGCCGUCUUCCAGGAAUACCAGCAGAUGUGCGGUCGUGACAUCGAGAAGAGCAUCUGCAGGGAAAUGUCGGGCAAUGUGGAGUCUGGCAUGGUGGCGGUGGUGAAAUGCAUCAAGAACACCCCCGCCUACUUUGCUGAGCGUCUGCACAAGGCCAUGCAGGGUGCUGGGACCAAGGACAGGACUCUAGUCCGGAUUAUGGUGUCCCGCUCUGAGAUUGACAUGAUGGAUAUCAGGCAGGUGUACGUGAAGACCUACGGGAAGUCACUGUACACUCACAUCUCCGGCGACACCUCCGGUGACUACAAGAAGCUGCUGUUGAAGCUUUGCGGUGGUAAUGACUAAGAAAUGACAACCUUUCACAAGGACGGAACGACCAGUUCAUACUCAAAACUACCUGCAGCAAGUUCGUCCAUAUCCACGUUAUCUCUUAAUUGGAUGCGUCGUGAUUAUUUUUUGCGUGUUUGUUGUAGUCGUUGCUUGCCAAAUAGACCCGAUUUAUAUAUUUGAACAUAACCAAACUAUAGAAGGGCGUGCCUGGAAAUUUCAUGCAAACUACAAUGUCUAACCGUGUGUGUCCUUAUCUGACCGAACGACACGAAUGAAUGACAAAAUUGUCAAAUUCUCUAAAAGUGAAGUGGUGUGAGUAAAAGUAGUCGCACCGCUUCAGUUUUGCCAUAUUUUGUUUGGUUAGUCUCGUUUUAAAAUUGGAACCAAUUCUUUUUUUUUUCCUUUCUGUUUUCAUGUGGACAUCUACAUCAGUACCGCUGUACCUUGACUUACUCAAAUUUAUGCUUGCAAUGCACAUCUUGUACGUCAAGGUACCACUGUAUUGUGUAGGUCUUUUUUUUUUUUUUUAAAGAGGUGCACUUGUAUUUAAAAAGCCAAAUCAAUGGGCUCUCCUGCCAAGUGAUAAUUUACAAGUAGUUUUUUUUUUUAAUAUAUGUGCACAGUGUACAAAAUGUGUUUUGUUACUUUUUGGAGGUCGCCAACACAUUUCAAAUUGUCAUUCGUGCAAAAUAUCUGCAAUGAACGCCUGCGCACUAACCUGUCGUACUCGCGCCUGCUCGCCUAUGCAAAGUAGCCACCGCUUUAUAUCUUUCGCUUGAGAUUACUGAAACUUUUUUUGUUUUUCUGCUCGUUCCGAGCGUGAACUCAGUCUGUGGCCUUAGUCUUGUUGAUGCCACUUGAGGGCACUGUAAACACAUUUUGUAGCUGAAUGUCUUUUUUUCCGUGACAAUCUUGUCGGUUUAAAGCUUGACAUGUACAAAACACACAAACUAACACCAUCAUUUUUAUUUCAAUUAAAAAAAAAAUUAAUGACAUCAUACCUGCUUGAGUGUCGUCCCCCCACUACCCCCUCCCCCAAUUCUCUUGAACUCCAGAGUUUCCCGGACAGCAUAUUGUGUGUAAAGGUGCAACAAAAUAUGCCUUACAUAAGCCAUAAUAUGUGAUGAAACGGUUGAGGACAGCCGAGCGAGCGGCGUGCUGCGGGCUAUAAAUAGCGUCCAUCUUGUGGACGGGCUGCAGGCCUCGCGGGGCCCCACAAAUGACUCGGCUCGGCUCAGCACCUUUUCCCCUUGACUAGCGCUCAUCCAUUAUCAAAACGGGGCAGCAUGGAUGAUUAUUUGAUGGGAAUAUUUGGGAGGUUGUGGUGAUACCUCGCCGGAAAUAGACUAUCUUGCUUUUAGGAGGACAACAGCCCUGCAGCGACCCCGAUCGUAAUUUCCAGACACGGGACUUGAAUUAUUCAAGCAGAAGGAGGCACGCUCGCAUGUGCGCUCACAGCUCACGUUGUAAGAGACACCGACUCUAUCUAGGUCCGCAAUCAAUCAGUAAAAUAGAUUCCAAUUGACCUGUGACCUCUGGAUUAGCUUUGUGCGUUUGUAGCUAAUGAACUGUAACUGGCGUGUGGAAUGAAAUGACUGAAAAUGGGAAGAAAUACACAAAAUACAAGUGUCAAUAAAAGAUGGUCUAUUACAAG
Molecule: messenger RNA, 3237 nt
Organism: Hippocampus comes (tiger tail seahorse)
Lineage: Eukaryota; Metazoa; Chordata; Actinopteri; Syngnathiformes; Syngnathidae
Product: annexin A4-like
Exons: 15
Coding region: 117-1598 (493 amino acids)
Biological process (GO): cytokinetic process; phagocytosis
Cellular component (GO): plasma membrane; vesicle membrane; nucleus
Molecular function (GO): calcium ion binding; phosphatidylserine binding; calcium-dependent phospholipid binding
Source: RefSeq, a predicted model, not a curated record